Molecule: messenger RNA, 2071 nt
Organism: Cucurbita maxima (winter squash)
Lineage: Eukaryota; Viridiplantae; Streptophyta; Magnoliopsida; Cucurbitales; Cucurbitaceae
Product: isochorismate synthase 2, chloroplastic
Exons: 14
Coding region: 107-1726 (539 amino acids)
Biological process (GO): phylloquinone biosynthetic process
Cellular component (GO): plastid
Molecular function (GO): isochorismate synthase activity
Source: RefSeq, a predicted model, not a curated record
ACACAACCCCAAUCAUGCUAGUUGAAGUGAUGGGCAUUUGAGAAUGGCGAGUGGCGAGCGAUAAGAUUUGGUUCAGAGAAGUAAGCAAAUAAAGAAAAGGGUAAGAAUGAGCAUUCCUAAUAAGGCUAUUUCUUCCACUUCUCAAACGUCACCCACCGGACCCUGUGUUGGGUUCGCCCAGCAUCUGAGUCCGGGCCGCCGUAUACCAACACGCGUAAUUUGGCCAGGGCGGUGGCGGAGGAGAUGGGGUGGGGUGGUUUGUCAGUCGCCGGCGAUGGAUGGGUGCAGAGCAGACCACGGAGGCGCCGUCGAGACGAUGGAGACUCGAACUUUCCCGGCGGUUCCGACGGUGGGCUUGGCGACGGAGAAUCUGAGGGGGUUGGUGGCAAAGUUGAAAUCUGAGAAACCGGCGUUUAGUUCAGGAAUUAUUCGGCUCCAACUUCCAAUCCAACAGCACAUUAAGGCGAUUCAUUGGCUUUGUUCUCAGCCUCUGCUUCUUCCUCGUAUCUUCUUCUCCGGCCGGAGCAGAGCCAUUGAUUCUGAUCCUCUCCCCUCUGUCAGCUCCAAUGCCCACCACCGCCUCGCCAGCGUCGCAGGUGUGGGCUCUGCAGUCGUCUUCUGCCGCCAUCAUCAGUUUUCGAACUCUGAUUGGGCGUCUAUAAAGAGGUUCCUCUCAAAGAAAUGCCCCCUGAUUCGUGCUUUUGGAGGUAUUCGCUUUGAUUCACGUGCGAACAUAUCGCCUGAAUGGGAGCCUUUUGGCUCGUUUUACUUCAUGGUCCCUCAGGUUGAGUUUGAUGAGUUCGAGGAUGACUCGAUUCUUGCCGCUACUGUAGCUUGGGAUCAUGCCUGUUCUUGGACUUGGGAAAAUGCUGUUGAAUCCCUUCAAUCCACAAUCGAACAGGUUUCUUCUGAUAAUGUAAAUGUACAAAGAGAUCUUCCUCAGAUAUCCAUACUUAGCCACAAUCAUGUUCCCACCAAAACAUUCUGGGAUCGUGCAAUUAACAGGGCGCUGCAAGCGAUUGACCAAUGCGACUCAGAUCUUACCAAGGUCGUACUUGCACGCAGUACCCGAAUAGUGACAAGCGUAAAUGUUGAUCCUGUGACAUGGGUUGCAUGUUUACAGAAAGAGGGGGAAAGCUCUUAUCAGUUUUGUGUCCAGCCAGCCAAUGCUCCUGCCUUCAUAGGAAAUACGCCUGAGCGGCUAUUCCAUAGAGAAGGACUUAGUAUUAUAUGUGAGGCCUUAGCUGCAACCCGUGCUAGAGGCAAAUCGGCUAUUGAAGACCUUAAAAUAGAACAAGAUUUAUUAUCCAACCCAAAGGAUGACCUUGAGUUUUCGAUUGUGAGGGAAGCCAUCAAAAGGAAGUUAGAGGCUGUAUGUGAUGCUGUAGUCGUUGAACCACAUAAAUCAGUUAGAAAACUUCCCAGAAUUCAACAUCUGUAUGCCCAGCUAGCAGGCAGAUUGAGAACCAAGGAUGAUGAGUUUGAAAUUUUAUCAACGCUUCAUCCAACUCCCGCGGUUUGUGGAUUUCCAACAGAGGAAGCUCGAGAUUUAAUUGCAGAAACUGAGUUAUUUGAUAGAGGGAUGUACGCCGGGCCUGUUGGUUGGUUUGGAGGAGAAGAGAGUGAGUUUGCUGUGGGCAUCAGAUCAGCAUUAGUGGAGACAUCUUUGAUUAUAGGGUCAUGGUGCCUUGGUCUAUGCGGGAACAGGGAUAGUAAAAGGAAGUAAUCCGUCUUUGGAGUGGGAUGAAUUGGAGCUCAAGAUAUCUCAGGUUACCAGAUCGCUUAAACUGGAAUUGGCUUGAGCACCCACGUUUCAUUGGUGAAGCUGUAGUCUGGGAAAGUAAAGGCCUAAGCUUUUCGAUCAGGUUCCUUCCGGUUGUGGCUUGAGUCAGCAAAUGGUUAGUUCAUUCUUCGUUUUGCUUUGCCUGUUUAGAUCACAGUGCCGCAUUCAUAACGUAUAUAGAUAGGUGGCUGCUUCAUUUAAGUAUGAUCGAAUGUUUUAGAAUCAAUUACUUGUAGAGAAAUAUAUUUGUACAUUUAUUGGAGAAACCACUAGUAUUUAGAGUAUUAA